This is a messenger RNA of Xenopus laevis (African clawed frog), 6474 nucleotides long. It is a transcript of the gene tbx15.S, whose product is annotated as T-box 15 S homeolog. The transcript has 8 exons. The record is from RefSeq and is a predicted model, not a curated record. NCBI's taxonomy places the organism in Eukaryota, Metazoa, Chordata, Amphibia, Anura, Pipidae. The coding region runs from base 390 to 2195 and encodes 601 amino acids.
CAGAGAAUGAGCCCCGGGCAGGGGUCGGAGCGCAGCUUUCAUUCCCCCUGCUCUUUCCACGAGCCCCUUUUGUCCCGCGAAAGGGUUAAUGGUUUGUCCAAAAACGGACCCGGCGCAUAAACUGUUGGGCUGAUCUCGUCCCCUCCCUCCCCCAUAGGACUGAGUGUGUCUGAGCUCCCCCCCCUAUUGGGCUGCUGGGGGGGCCACGCUCACUCCCCGUGUCUGCGCCACUCGCAAGUGAAGGAAACUUUGCCCCAGUCCGGAUCAAUCCCAGGGAGACAGUCCGGCUACAGGAUCUAUCUGCGGCUCCGCUAGGGUCCCGGCAGCCCCCCGGCCCUCUGCCCCCAUGUAGCGCUCCUCCAGCACUUUGGCUCAGAGCUCAGAGGACCAUGAGUGACAGGAGGAGAUCCGCAGUCACCCUCAGCUCCAGGGCCCAUGCCUUCUCUGUAGAGGCGCUCAUAGGGGCCAACAAGAAGAGGAAGCUCCGCGAGUGGGACGAGAAAGGUUUGGAUUUGUCUAUGGAAAGUCUCAGCCCUCACGGGGACCUGGAGGAAGGAGACGACUCGGGGCCCUGCCUGGACCUCAACCCUGAUUCUGAGCACAGCACCAGUUCUGACACGGAAGCUCUAGCCGAGCGGACCUCUUGCUCCUAUGAAUCAUGCCCGGACUUGGCUCCCUCCAGGGUCCCAGACCCCCAACCUCUCUCUGUGUCCUGUAUGGAAGAGAUCCAGGUGGAGCUGCAGUGCGCUGACCUCUGGAAAAGGUUCCACGACAUCGGCACUGAGAUGAUCAUCACUAAGGCAGGCAGGAGAAUGUUCCCAGCCAUGAGGGUGAAGAUCUCAGGCCUUGAUCCCCACCAACAAUAUUACAUUGCAAUGGACAUCGUUCCUGUGGACAACAAGAGAUACAGGUACGUCUACCAUAGCUCCAAAUGGAUGGUUGCUGGAAAUGCUGACUCCCCGGUGCUACCCCGUGUCUAUGUCCAUCCGGAUUCUCUGGCUUCUGGGGACACUUGGAUGAGGCAGGUGGUCAGUUUUGAUAAACUGAAACUCACCAACAAUGAGCUGGAUGACCAGGGCCAUAUUAUCUUGCACUCUAUGCACAAGUAUCAGCCACGAGUCCACGUCAUUCGCAAGGACUUCAGCAGCGACUUGUCCUCCACAAAGCCCAUCCCAACCGGAGAGGGAGUCAAGAUGUUCAGCUUCCCCGAAACCGUAUUCACCACAGUGACCGCCUAUCAGAACCAGCAGAUUACUCGGCUGAAGAUUGACAGGAACCCGUUUGCCAAAGGAUUCCGAGACUCUGGGAGGAACCGGACCGGCCUGGAGGCCAUCAUGGAGACGUAUGCGUUCUGGAGGCCACCGGUCCGUACCCUUACCUUUGAAGAUUUUACAACCAUGCAAAAGCAGCAAGGAGGAAGCACUGGGACAUCUCCUACAACCUCCAGCACUGGGACACCAUCACCUUCAGCUUCCUCCCACCUUCUGUCCCCCUCAUGCUCCCCGCCCUCCUUCCACCUAACCCCUAACUCUUUCAAUGUUGGCUGCCGGGAGAAUCAGCUCUGCAACCUCAAUCUUUCUGAGUAUCCAGCUUGUGCCCGGAGCAACAUGGCAGCACUGCAGAGCUACGCAGGCCUCAGUGACAAUGGAUAUAACCGGCUUCAGAGUGGAAACUCCUCUGGGCCCCAAGCUCCGGAGACCUAUAUGCAACAGAGGACUUCGUCAUUGAUCUCUGGGAUGCCAACGCCAUCUUCCUUGCCCAGCAACAGCAAGAUGGAUACAUACAGUGGCCAGCUGGGGUCAUAUCCAACUUCACAGUUUCAGUAUGUGAUGCAAGCAGGAAACCCCUCCUCCGGCUCAUCAUCUUCACACAUGUUUGGGGGCGGCCAUAUGCAGCAGGGCUCCUACAAUGCCUUUUCUCUUCACAAUCCCUACAAUCUCUAUGGAUACAAUUUCCCGCCCUCUCCCCGCUUGGCAGCAAGCCCAGAGAAACUGACAGCACCUCAAGGCACUUUACUCUGCUCCUCUCCAUCUAAUGUUCCAUUUGGGGACAGGCAGUACCUUUCUACAGGGAUGGAUGCAAUGCACAUGAUUGGCAGCCCUUCAGCCAAUCAACAGGCAGCAAAUGCCUGUGACAGCAGACAGUAUGGAUCAGUCCCAGGCUCAUCAUCACAAAUGUCUGUGCAUAUGGUCUGAAUGGGGUCAUGUAACAUGGGAAACAAAGUGCCUUCAUGAACACAACAGUUUGAAAGCUCCAAGCAGGGAAGUCUUGACUUUUCUCCUGGAUAAUAAAAUAUGGUAUUGUAGACCUGGAUUGCACUGCUCAGAAUAUUUACCACUUAGACCGGUCAUUGGUCUCAACGUCAGCACUUGUUCUAGUCAAUAUGUCACAUAAUCACCUGACAUUUAUCCUUUAACACUGGUGGUUUGAUGUACUGCCUCUGGGGCUUAUUUAUUCACCCAUAACAUUACAUUGCUCUAACGCUUCCCCUAGAUUCCAUCAUCUGUCUGAUUAAUGGGCCCUCCACUGAAUUGAACCCACUAAGAUGAACAUCCCUCCAGUGGGAAUGCUACAAGACCCACAUACGUUGGCAUCACUGUUGGGUCGCUAAUGGUCAGUAGAAGUGCGCUGCGUGGAUCAUUAUUGGAUUUACAGGCACAGCUGCAUCCACUGCAUCCACUAAAGAUACUUCUCGGAACAAAACCUCUUUUUGGAGUUUUCAUGGUUUUACAGUUGUGCCGGCCUUGUGACUCCUCACAGAUGGACAUCUGCUGGGGAAGGUGGGGUAGAGAUUAGACAACAUGGGUCAGUGAGGGAUGAUGCAUCAACUUCUAUGAACUGCUCCAAUGAACUGAAGCAAAGGUGCAUAGUAAAUGUUUGGACAGGUUUCAUGCAUGACACACAUUGUAGCACCAUUAAAAGCACAGGGGAGGCCCUUUCUGCAGAGCUGAGAUGCAUAGAAAUCCUGCAGAUGCAGUGAGAGGCUGCACUUGGGUUGGGUAUCAGUGUAGUAGUGUAAUACUAAAAUCAUACACAGUGGCACACAGGUAUUCCUCCAGCUGUUGUAGAACUAUAUCUUCCCUCGUCCUCCUACUGGGUGAGUUCAUGGAGCACUGGCCUUGCCAUUUAGCAACGUGUUCUCCCAUAUCUAUCUGAGUCCUAGGUUUUCAGGAAAGUGAACCAACAACCUUAGCCAUUUCCUGCUCUACUAUGUUUAUCUGUGCCUUAACCACUUAGUCUUUGUUUGUUUUAUCCAUUCAGGGAUUAAGGUUCCAACUGUGCCUUAGUAAUUUUGCAUUAUGCUAUCACUAUUGGUGCCUUAGCCACAAUGCAACAAUGUUCUCCCUCAAUCGGUAUCUGUGCCUUAGAUAUUUAGAAACAUAUAGUCUUCUAUUCCUAAAGGAAUAUAUUCCCCCCCAUCUAUGUCUUCUAUGUCUUCUCAAUUUCUUAAAGUGUAACCCCCCAAAUCAACCAUUCUGGAAAGCACAUUAGAGCCCUGGGUAGCACUGGAACUAUAGCCCCAAAUGUUUCUAUAUGUCUGUAACCUUGUUAUGAGCUAAGGGGGCCCAGCCUGAAGGCCAGUUAGGGGGAGAUUCGGGGUUUGUGCUUAUUUGUGCCCUGGGUACCCCUGGAACUAUAGCAGGGUGACUGUUACCCCAAUGUUUCAAUAUAUCUGUUACCUUGUUAUAAACUAAGGGGGCCUAACCUGAAGGCCAGUCGGGGGGAAAUUUGGGGUUUGUGCUUAUUUGUGCCCUGGGUACCCCUGGAACUAUAGCAGGGUGACUGUUACCCCAAUGUUUCUAUGUAUCUGUUACCUUGUUAUGAGCUAAGGGAGCCCAGUUAGGGGGAGAUUUGAGUGCUUAAUUGUGCCCUGGUUACCCCUGGAACUAUAGCAGGGUGACUGUUACAAUCAGUGACACCAUGGCUUCUGUCUCUGGGCCCCCUGCGGACCCUGAGGGCUGCUGCCUCAGGGCCUCCCGUCCGGUAACCCUCCCCUCUCCCCCUCCUCUCCGUUUGUGCACUUGCGCAUGCACGUCAGUGUAUGCACUGUUUGGUUGCAGCAAAAAACUACGUGCGCUGAUUUACAUGCACACUUGUGCACACAAGGGGUGGCGAGGUUGUCGGAAUUGAGGCCCUGAGUCAGUAGCCCUCAUGGUCCGGAAGUGGGGCUCUGAGACAGAAGCCGGGAAGAAAUCCAGGUUGCGGAUCUGGGCCGGCGGGGCCCACUAGAGCCGGGGGCCCAUCUGUUUUUUUCCCGGUGUCCCGGUGGCCCAGUCUGACCCUGGUUAAAAUGCUUUUGAUAGCUGUGUAAUCUAGUUAUGAUCUGAGUGUAUAUGGGGGAAAUAUUCAAAUAAAGGAAGACAAAGGAGAGUGCUGGUUGGACAGGAAAUAUCUUUUAAGACUCUACACAAGAGCAAACAUGAUGUUUUGUAUAAAUAGAUAUGAUUUUGUUUUUAUAGAACUGAUAACCAGUCAGAUGUUAGCCCAUAUCAGUAUACACAUAACAAAAUACCAAUACCAAACCAACUGAAAAAACGUGCAGCAAACGGAGUGAUCCCAACUUUAUUGCUUGGUGCUUAGAACACUUAACCAGGAUCAAAUGCUUCAGGACCCAAAGGCAGUAGUGGACUACCAGGCAGUAGUGUCCUGCAGCAGUCCAACGUCCGUCAUUUUAAAUUGGCAGAAACCUGCAAUCUCAUUGGAUGCCUAAAGGGAUACUUUAAUCUGAAAAGAUUUUAUUAACUGAAAACAGCGUGUAAUUUUCUGUUAGAAUAUUGAUUUCGAUUCGUUUUUAGAUCUAACCACUAGAGGAACAGAUACUGUAUCAUUCUAGUAAUUUAUGUCUCUUUUCAUUGGGUAUUUGGUACAUUGUCCUGGUUGCUCAGGUUGUGAGUCGGGACAUGUUGGAGUCUUUACAAGCUCAGUCCAAUUGUGGGACAUCUUUCUGUUUGACUCUUGUACCUUUUCUAAAAGCAUCUAAGGCUCGUGAAGAGGACAAUAGAACCAUCUAGAGGAAUAUUUGAACUCCACAAUACAUAGAAUGUCCAUACUCACAAAACAUCACUCACCAGUGGUAGAAAUCUGAAACAGAAGAUGGGUACAUAAGACUGCAGUUGAGUCAUACAAUGUUAUGAUGCCACUGUGGCUGCUGUACAAGAGACAUUUAGUUGUUGCUACUGACCUUCUCCUAUCAACUUCCUUCAUAGCCCCUUUUACUUCUAGUGGCCCUUUUCACUCAAUUCUAGUCAAGUAUGUCUGGCUAAUUCAUUUCCCUUGCUGCAAGGAUACCGACCCCAUACCACUUGUUCUCAUUAUCCUGGGACUUACCUCUAGACAUUCAUUCCAUUGACCUACAAUGCUGCCCAAGAUUUUCCAAGGUGUAGGCUAAUUUCCCCUACGUUUGAGGGGAUUCAUAAAAAUGAUGUUAUACAAAGAAGUCUAUGGAGAUCUUGGGAAAACUGGGGGCCAAUGGACCCUUUACUAGAGAAUGAGAAUCACUGUGUAGCCAUCAAGACGAUCUCAAGAAGAAUGUCUGAUAUGUCAGCAGAUUGGGGUAUAUGAUUUUGUACACUAUAAAGAGUGCCUACCAACUGAUGAACAGCUGAGUAGAAUACAUGAUAGGUUGACAUGGACAAAUAAUAUCUGUCUCCCUAUGGCAAAAAGAUAUAAUUCCUAGAUGGUGUGGGAUGCAAUGUCUGUCUGUCCUUACAGGUUGAAUUCUCAGUCAAUGCUUUCAAUAGUAAUUAUAUUUUCCAAUAAAAAUAGCGAAUUCAUUAGGUUGCUUAGAAUGACAUAUGCUUUUUCGGCACCUAGGUGCUUACGCCCUUUAAAAAAGGCCGAUACUGUAUGAUAGUGCAAUAAGUUCACUGAUAGCAUUUGCUACUCAUCAAAGAAAAUGCUGUUUGUUUAUGGAUUAAUAAAAAGUGCUAAAAAUUAGGAUUCUGUUAAUAUUGUGCCUGAAGCAUUGAGCCACCACAGCCAAGAGCAGAUGGUUCCACGGACCAGGCCGUUCAGUCUUGUGACUCAGUGGAAAGAGCAUCGAUAUCAGCCGUGCGAUUAAUUUCAUGGAAUAGUUUCAUCGUUAGCUCAUCGCUUUUCCUUCAGUUGCGCCGCUUCAUUAAAAACAGCAGUAUCUCGUUAUUCUGAUCCCAAUUACACUUAUCUGACUCUCCGAGCUCUUAGUGGGGACCCCAGCCAAUCUAAUCUCAAUUGCAGGCCCUGACAAGCAGCUCCUGCUCUUAUGAAUAACAUGAAAAAUAAUUGAAAUUGUGUGAAAAUGCAAAUGAUGGUAAAAAGCUAUUUGUGUUUGGAUGUGUUGUAGAUAAGUGUAUUUAAGUGCAUAGAGAGGGUUCCAGACCCUGGAGCUCAGCAAUCAGCUAUUAAAUAUACAUAUUAUGUAUAAAUAUUUCUGCUCUGCACUCUGUUUAUAAGUGCCAAGCACAAGCAGGUGCCCAAUAAAUAUUCUUGCUCCUU